AGUGUGAUUGGACACACAAGGAAUUUGUCUUGAUGCAUAUGCUCUCGGUGUACAUAAAAGAAAAGAUACAUCCGUCAAGAAUCAUAAGCCUUCCCAAUGGCUGAUUUGAAGAUUUCUGCUUCAUCUCUUCACAUAGGACACUGCUGUGAGGGAUAACAUGAAUAUUGUAUGGUAGCAGUCAAUCAUCCAGCAGAUGAGUGAUGAAACAUAAAAUGAGAAUAUCAGGCCAUGGGUUCCUGAGAUUUCGAAAAUGUUGCAGAGAAAUCUUCCAAUGCUGUUGGGGGAGAAUGAGAAGGAAUGCCAGGCCAGCCAGUCCUUCAACCUCCACCUUGGAAGACGCAACAAAUCUGUCUGGCCGAAGAAAAAUCAAAAUCACAAUAGACAUUGAGCUCCAUAAAGUGGAGCAGCACGAUUUCCCUCCAAAGGACAGCCAAGGGAAAGAGAAGGUCCUCUUCGAGAGGCGGGACCUUUUCCAAGCAGCACAAUCAGAGCUGGCCUGUAUAAGAAGGGACCAGGAGAUGAGCCAAUAUCUGCGUCAAGUGGUCUCUGAGAGGAGGAGAGAGACACAGCAAUCAGCUCUGUUGCAGGAGCACAGCUUUGUCAAUGGAUUAGCUGCAUUGCUGGAAAUGUAUGAUCUCAGCAAGAUAACACCAGAAAGGGACGAACCAAUAGAAGCCAUGCUGAUGGACCUUUCCAGCUUUUAUUGGACGGCGACCCUGGAUGCAGAGGAGGAAGAUCUUUCUGAGGUGGAGAAGAAGUUGUUGGACGAGGCCUUUGGCCUAACAAUGAGGAACCUACUCCGACAGUCUCCCACCACAGAACAGUUUGUUUUCAUUCUGAAGCAACUGGACCCACGUGGGAAACUCUUUUUGCCGGCGAUAAACCAGCUCCUCUCCUGUGGAAACCAUCAUCCCAGGAUCGAUCUCCAAGAAGUCCAGCAGGCUUUCCCUGAUGUUCCCAGGGAAAUCUGGCAGGCUGGAACCACCUACGAAAACAUCAAUGAAGGAGACCUAGAAAUAGAGGAGUUGUGACCUCCACCCUUCGCCGUUGAGCCACCUAUGAAGAAAAGCUACCAUCUCAGGAAAUGGCCCUUUGGUUCUUCCUUCUAUCAAUUGCAUAAAUUUUGUAUAAUAGUUGAAUUUGAUCUGUUAAAACUUCUGACUGUAUAAUAAUUGUUGGUAUCUGUGUUUGUAGAUCACUGGAAGAUCAGAACUCCCUCCUGCUGAAGUUUCCCUUGGGGUUUGGAAGAUGGCACUGGGGCUGAAGAUGCUGUGGAGCA
This is a messenger RNA of Pantherophis guttatus, 1279 nucleotides long. RefSeq lists its product as uncharacterized. NCBI's taxonomy places the organism in Eukaryota, Metazoa, Chordata, Lepidosauria, Squamata, Colubridae. The record is from RefSeq and is a predicted model, not a curated record.